Molecule: messenger RNA, 1208 nt
Organism: Gadus chalcogrammus (walleye pollock)
Lineage: Eukaryota; Metazoa; Chordata; Actinopteri; Gadiformes; Gadidae
Exons: 5
Coding region: 41-955 (304 amino acids)
Molecular function (GO): protein dimerization activity
Source: RefSeq, a predicted model, not a curated record
GAAGACCACCCCACUAUCCAAAUACCUCCAAACAGGCGGGAUGGACAUCCUCUCUGCCCACAGGAUGGUGAUGUCCACACACGAGGCCCUUCAGGAGAUGGGAAGAGAUUUCCAGACAGUCAAGGAUGCAACAGAGAGUUUUGUGAAGUGGGCAAAUGACAAGCUGGAGGAGCAGGAUGAGGAGAUGGGCAUGGAGGUGGAGGUUUCACUACCGCAGAGGAGGCCAAAGAAGAAGAAGUCCAUGCCAGGAGAGAUGGCCCAGGAUGAAACUUCCAAUGACCCAAGCAAGACGUAUGAGGUUAAAGUCCAUAACCAAAUUAUGGACACCGUUAUUGAGGCCAUGCAAAGACGAUUCCUCGAUAACGGCAAUCUGUAUGCGGACCUCUCAAUUCUUGACCCCCGAAACUUCGCAGAUAUCAAAACCAGUGGUCUUCCUGAGUCUGCACUGAAAGACCUAAGCAGAAGUCUCAUCAAAUUUAACAAUUCGGCAACCAUAUCAAAUUUACAAUCUGAACUUGAAAGCUUGGCAAGCCAGUGGGACAUGCUGAAGCGUCCACCACUAGAUGAGUACACAUCCCGUACUGUGGAGGAAGGACCUGGUGGAGACCCAGAGAUGGAAAUUGUCAGCAAAGCCUGUGCCUCAUGUAAAAACUGCCCCCUGUGUUGCUACCAGAUUCUCCUCAGAUUCAACCUGCUCACAGACGCAUACCCUCUUCUUUCUCUGUCCUACAAAUAUCUGCUGACACUCUCAGUGACACAGGUAGCCUGCGAAAGAUCAUUUUCAACUUUGAAAUUCAUCAAGAGCAGGCUGAGGAGCAGCUUAUCUGCUGGUAAAUUGGAGGCCUUCAUGCUGAUGUCCACAGAAAAGGACAUCCUCAUGGGAUUGGACACAGACAGUGUCAUAGACAGAGUGGCCGAAAAAAGUGAACUUCUUCGGAAGCUCCUACUCUACUAAAGAAGCCUCUGUCUCAGGUUGUGGCGACGACUUGCUUUCACAAAGCUUCCAUUUCAGGAUUGUGAGAUUGGAUUGUGAGGAUUGUUUUUGGAGAUAGACAGACGUUUGGUUUCUGGGGCUUCACAUGUACAUAGUUCUUACUGGAUUGACGGGGUUUGUGAGCGUUGGUUCCGGUGAAGUCAGCUAUUCACCAAGUUUCAUGAGUGUUUGAUGGACUGUAGUCGGUGUAGACAGACAAGGCUAUGCACCAAGU